GAGUUGCGCGCCUAUAUAUACACUACAAUUUCACCUCCCUUAUCCUCCAUCCUAGCUCAUUGAAAAUAUCUUAACCAUUGUUUAAUUUCCACAACAUGGUCUCCGCACCCCUCAUUUUUUUCUCGCUUCUCUUCUUGGGUUUUUCUUGGCACACCAGCAAGGCCCUGGAGCCAUUUGCCUGCGACCCAAAAGAUGAAGUGACGAGGAACUUGCCCUUUUGCCAAGCGAAGUUGCCCAUAGAGGAUAGAGUUAAGGACCUCAUUGGCAGGUUGACAUUGUCAGAGAAGGUUGGGUUGCUAGUUAAUAAUGCUGCUGCAGUUUCCCGGCUUGGGCUUGACGGCUAUGAAUGGUGGUCUGAGGCUCUUCAUGGGGUUUCCAAUGUAGGUCCAGGGACCAAGUUCGGUGCGGGCUUCCCUGGGGCCACUAGCUUCCCUCAAGUGAUCACUACCGCUGCUUCUUUUAAUACUACACUGUGGGAGGCAAUUGGACGGGUUGUGUCAGAUGAAGCAAGAGCAAUGUACAACGGUGGAAUGGGUGGGCUCACGUAUUGGAGCCCAAACGUCAACAUUUUCAGAGACCCAAGGUGGGGCCGAGGACAGGAGACUCCCGGAGAAGAUCCUUUAGUAGUCGGUACAUAUGCAGCCAACUAUGUUAGAGGUCUCCAAGGAAACGAUGGUGAACGGUUGAAGGUUGCUGCUUGUUGUAAGCACUUCACAGCCUACGACCUCGAUAAUUGGAAUGGAGUGGAUCGGUUCCACUUUAAUGCUAAGGUAAGCAAGCAGGACAUUGAGGACACAUUUGAUGUACCAUUCAGGAUGUGUGUGAAGGAAGGAAAGGUGGCGAGUGUGAUGUGCUCCUAUAACCAAGUAAAUGGCAUCCCAACUUGUGCUGAUCCUAAUCUCUUGCGGAGGACAGUACGCAAUGAAUGGGGCCUCAAUGGGUACAUAGUUUCAGAUUGUGAUUCCGUUGGCGUUUAUUAUGAUAAGCAACAUUAUACAUCAACUCCUGAAGAGGCUGCUGCUGAUGCCAUCAAAGCAGGUUUGGAUUUGGACUGUGGUCCAUUCCUUGGGAUACACACUGAGGAUGCAGUUAAAAGAGGCCUUGUAAGUGAGGCUGACAUAAAUGGUGCUUUGUUUAAUACGCUAACUGUCCAGAUGAGGCUGGGGAUGUUUGACGGUGAGCCAUCAGUGCAGCCAUAUGGGAACCUUGGUCCAAAAGACGUUUGCACCCCGGCUCACCAAGGGCUAGCCCUUGAAGCAGCUAGACAAGGCAUUGUUCUUUUGAAUAAUCAUGGUCCUACAUUGCCAUUGUCCACUCGCCGUUAUCGCACCAUUGCCAUCAUUGGGCCUAAUGCUAAUGUCACUGUUACUAUGAUUGGGAAUUAUGCUGGCGUUGCUUGUGGAUAUAUUACGCCUCUUCAAGGAAUGGGAAGCUAUGCCAGGACAAUUUACCAGCAGGGUUGUGCAGAUGUGAGCUGUGUAAGUGACCAGCGAUUUGGUGGAGCUAUUAACGCUGCAAGCCAAGCCGACGCAACAAUUCUAGUGAUGGGGCUUGACCAGUCCAUGGAGGCAGAGUUCAGAGAUCGGGCUGGGCUUCUUCUCCCAGGACGCCAACAGGAGCUUGUAUCUAAGGUUGCAAUGGCUUCUAAAGGUCCAACCAUUUUGGUCUUGAUGUCUGGUGGGCCCAUUGAUGUGUCUUUCGCUAUGAAUGAUCCCAAAAUCUCUGCCAUAUUAUGGGCUGGUUAUCCUGGCCAAUCCGGUGGAGCUGCGAUCGCGGAUGUCCUGUUUGGAACGACAAACCCAGGAGGCAAGCUGCCUAUGACGUGGUACCCACAAGAUUACAUCACAAAUCUGCCAAUGACAGAGAUGGCCAUGAGAUCAAGCCGAUCAAAGGGGUAUCCUGGCAGAACCUAUAGAUUCUAUAAAGGUAAAGUGGUGUACCCAUUUGGACAUGGAUUGAGCUAUACAAUAUUUGUUCACACAAUAGCUAGUGCACCCACCAUGAUUUCAGUAACUCUCGAUGGACAUCGCCGUGGCUCUGGAAACACAACCAUCUCAGGGAAGGCAAUUAGAGUCACACAUACAAGAUGUAACAGGCUUUCAUUAGGAAUUGAAGUAGACGUGAAAAAUGUUGGCUCCAAGGAUGGAACUGACACAUUGCUGGUCUACUCUAAACCACCGGCAGGACAUUGGGUUCCACACAAGCAAUUGGUAGCCUUUGAGAAGGUUCAUGUCGCUGCAGGGACACAGCAAAGAGUGAAAAUUAACAUACAUGUGUGCAAGUACCUGAGUGUUGUGGAUAGGUCUGGGAUUCGAAGGAUUCCAAUGGGUGAACAUAGUCUUCAUAUUGGUAAUGUUAUGCACCCAGUGUCACUUCAACCCUUGGUUCUGGGGGUGAUCAAAACCUAGUUUCCUCCUUUUUUGGGUAGAGAUGGCACAAUCUUUCUAAAUCAAAACUAUAGGCAUACUCCUCAAUUUGAAUUAUAAUUAGUGGAGUAUCAUAUUAUCAUUGCAUGAUUUUUUUUCUUUUUUUAAUUCCUUGAAAAUGCAAUCCAAGUUGCUUGGUUUUGAUGAUUA
Molecule: messenger RNA, 2576 nt
Organism: Hevea brasiliensis (rubber tree)
Lineage: Eukaryota; Viridiplantae; Streptophyta; Magnoliopsida; Malpighiales; Euphorbiaceae
Product: probable beta-D-xylosidase 2
Exons: 7
Coding region: 96-2408 (770 amino acids)
Biological process (GO): xylan catabolic process; arabinan catabolic process
Cellular component (GO): plant-type cell wall
Molecular function (GO): xylan 1,4-beta-xylosidase activity; alpha-L-arabinofuranosidase activity
Source: RefSeq, a predicted model, not a curated record